Peniophora sp. CBMAI 1063 is the source of this 1035-nucleotide messenger RNA. NCBI's taxonomy places the organism in Eukaryota, Fungi, Basidiomycota, Agaricomycetes, Russulales, Peniophoraceae. The record is from the annotation of a GenBank genome assembly.
AUGGUCGACCUUCCUGCACUGUCUGCCUUGUUAUCGGGAUGGUUUAUAGGUCCAAUAUAUGGCGCCAAUGUCGUGAUCUCGAUCAUCAUAGUGCGAAAGCUUUGGUCACGUCGCAUGACAGAUAGGGUAUCCCAGGCUUUGAUGCUGAUAACCACUCUCUUCCUAUCCACCUGCACUGCGCACGCAUUCAUAUACCUCGACGAUCUCAUAUUCGGCUUCACAUCACUACAUACUGGAGCCAACAGUCAUGCUUUGGAACAGAAGGAAGACCCAGCUGUCCACGGUUAUUUCGCAUCCGCGCGUUUCAACUUCCUUGCCUGUUUCUUUCUGUAUGGGUUCAAUGCUUUCUUCAACAACACGUUCAUUGUUUGGCGCGUCUAUAUAACGUGGAGACGCAAUGUUCUUCUCGCGACGGUCCUUUCGUUCAUGCAUGUUGCCGGCUUCGGUAGCUGUCUUUCUCUGCACCGUAUGAUACGAACGGACAACCUCUGGGACGUCGUCAUCAGGGCGCUGUUAACCUCGACAUACGUCUUAUCCAUGGCCACCCAAGUCUCAGGCGCGCUUCUGAUAGCGUGGCACACGAUGAAUACGCCCAAGGUCGUUAAGAGUGAUGACCAAUCAAACCUUCUUCAGGCGAUCUUCUUCGCUCUGGUUGAAUCGGGAAGUUUGGCGCUUGUGGUAGAGCUAUUGGGGAUCAUAUUUCUCUGGAAUCGCGACUGGUGGGUCGACUGGAUAUUCAUAGCGGUACUUGCUCAGAUAUCUGGUUUGUCGUCGUUGGGCAUCAUCCUGCGCGAGAUAUACAAGGCAGAGAGUGAGCUUUCCGGUGGAUUCGCGAACGUCACGAGCGCACUGGUCAUGCAAAUGCCGGGAUACACACUUCCCCGCUACUGUGCGCAUGACUCAUCCAAUUCGUCGGACGAUGGAGAAGUGCAGGAUCACGCUGUCAUGGUUGCCAUCGAGACGUCUCGGGUCGAUGACAAGGAGGCGAAACUGCGGUAUCCCUCGCCAAAUCCAGACAGAAGUACCAUCGUAUGA